This is a messenger RNA of Macroventuria anomochaeta, 1007 nucleotides long. RefSeq lists its product as uncharacterized. NCBI's taxonomy places the organism in Eukaryota, Fungi, Ascomycota, Dothideomycetes, Pleosporales, Didymellaceae. Gene Ontology annotation, biological process: RNA processing. Gene Ontology annotation, cellular component: nuclear exosome (RNase complex); cytoplasm. The record is from RefSeq and is a predicted model, not a curated record. Bases 278 to 898 code for a protein of 206 amino acids. Gene Ontology annotation, molecular function: RNA binding. The transcript has a single exon.
GGUCCGUGCCGUGCAUGACAUGCUGAUGGUAGGGUGCCGGUGUCUUGGGGGGCAGGUGUACGCGUGACGUAAGAAUAGGCGAGUUAGCUCCGCGACAAAAAGUUCCGAGCUUGACAUUGAAGCACCAGCGACACGGUCGACACCAAUCCACCACGACACACACUGCCAGCGCUCACGCAAACCCUCCAAACACGGUCGCGAGAGAACACUGAAGCUACAAAAGCAACGACGAAAUCCACGCUCGACGCCCCGCUACUACGCCAGCCCCACUUCCGUAAUGGCCGUCCCCUCCAUAGCCCUCCCAGGCCAACUGCUUGGCUCAGCAGACAAAUACUUCCCCGGCCCCGGGACACACAUCCACGAAUCGCAAAUCUAUGCUUCGAUAGCAGGUCCUGUCAUCACAUCACCCACACCAAAGAGCACACAAACAAAACCCUCCCCGCUUCUGUCAAUACAACGCCCCUCCACAUCCACAGACCCUGGUAUUUUGGGCACCGGUUCAGGUGGCGGCGGCACCAUCCUCCCAGAAGUCAACUCGGUCGUGCUAGCGCUCAUCACACGUCUCGGCCCCCGCUUCGCAACAUGCGAAAUCCUCGUAAUCAACAACAUCGUCUGCCGCGAGUCAUUCCAAGGGCAAAUCCGACGAGAAGACAUUCGCGCGACCGAAAAGGACAAGAUCAAGAUGGAGGAGAGCUUCAGGGUGGGUGAUUUGGUCAGGGGCACAGUCAUCAGUUUGGGAGACCAGAGUAAUUACUACGUCAGUACGAGUGAGAAUGAGUUUGGCGUUGUGAUGGCGAGGAGCGAGGAGGGGAGACUGAUGUAUCCGGUUAGUUGGAAGGAGUUUAGGGAUCCAGUUACAGGGAGGGCAGAGGCAAGGAAGGCUGCUAAGCCGUUCUGAUGAGAAGGAUGGAGAGAUGUGGGAUAGGAUAUACUCAACAGCAUUACGCCGGGAUGACGCAGAAAGACAUCCUUGUGGAGUCAACAAACUGCACAAUCUACGAUUACAC